UUGCAUGACAUUGCACCAGAUUACCCUGCUCACAUGAAGGGUUUUGUCAGUAUGAAUUAUUUUUUUAUUACAUUGUGCAGUUUUGUUACGUAAGAUAUUGAGCCAUAGAAAACUUGUUUUUAAAAAUUACCUGAUAAUUUGAGGUUAAAUGGAACCCUGGUGGUGGUGGUGUACGCAGGAACAUAAUUAAGUGCUCGGUGCAUUGUUUAAGAAUGGCAGCGCUGAGAAGGAAAGCAAUGUUAUAUAUUCAUCAUGAAUUUCAAGGACAUUUAAACAUGUAAUAUAUUGACAUGUAUGUGUGAGCUUAGCAUUUUAAAUCUUGAAGCAGGAUGUGGCUUUGCUUUGUUGAAAUACAUAGAAUGAGAAGCCAGGAAGGAGCUGACCUCACUCAGCUCGUGUGUGCAUGCAGAUAGCUGAUUAGCCACAGAUGGAGUGCAGCACAGCAGCCAACAGCUCCACAGUCAGACGUUCAACUACACCAUGUUAAAGCGGCUGCCAGGAAUGACUUUUUAAAUGGCAGUGAAAGCUAAGUGCACAGCCCAUGUGUAAAUACAGAAAUUCAGUGUCAGAGGCAAAGACAUCAAACCUAUAGAGGAUUAAGUUGUUAAACAUUAACGACAACUGAAGUUAAAAAAAGCAGCUGCAGCUGGCCGGAAUAGUGAAGAUUCUACGUGUAUAUGUUGUACGAUACCUCUUUCCUGACUUGUGCAAGGCACCUUCUGCCUGUAUUGGGAAAUCACUGUACGGUGGUGCAGUGUUUUAAACUUUAAGAUCUGUUAAAGAGCAUACUAAAUCCUCUUGGAUAUUCUGAUGAUUUUUUAUCACAAAAUUGAUGGAACGUGGAAUACAAGUAUGAGCAGUGGAUAUUGCAGCUUAGAUGAAGAUUUAGAAGAUUGUUUCUUUACUGCCAAAACCUCUUUCUUCAGGAAGCCUCAGAACAAGCUUGUAGAAAAGAAUGUGGCAACUAAAGAGGAAGAGAAACCACUGGUCCUUACGGAAAAGGAGAUUAAACAAAAAAUAGAAGAAUAUAAUGGAACCGUCAAAAACUGUUUGGGAAUGCGCUUGAAUUCAGACGGUAGUUACACGGGCUUCAUCAAGGUGCACCUCAAACUGCGCCGCCCUGUCACUGUCCCAGCAGGCAUCAGACCACAGUCAAUCUACGACGUGCUGAAGGAAGUGAAUCCAGCGGAAAUAACAGACAAACGCACAUCAUUCUACCUGCCGCUGGAUGCUAUCAAACAGCUUCACAUCAGCGGCAGCACCACGGCCAACCAAGUGAUCAUAGGCUUGCUCAAGAAGUUCAUGGUCAUCGAUAAUCCACAAAAAUAUGCUCUCUUCUACCAGACAAAAAAAGGGAAUGAUGUCCACCUGCAGAAACUGAAAGGAAAUGAGCAGCCGCUUCUAAUCCGUCUGCUGGCUGGUCCAGACACCGAAGCGUCAAGUUUUGCAUUGAAGGAGAACGAAACGGGGGAAGUUGAGUGGGAUGCCUUUAGUGUGCCUGAAUUGUCAAAUUUCCUCAUCAUACUGGAGAAAGAGGAAAAGGAACGGAUCCACCAGGCACAGCAGAAGUUCCUUGCGUUUCGUCGGAAGCUGGAGCAAGCCUUGAAGGCAGCGGGGGAAACCAGGCUAACCGGGUCACAGAGACACCAGACUCUGAGUAUGAAUCUAUCUUUAAGUAUUGCUUGAGUCAUUUGAGCAGAUUAUGUCAAGGGGCAAGUGCAAGAAGGCAUCAACAUAGCCACAGCUAUGAGCAACGUUACAGCCUGCUGGAGCUCCCACUUUGGACUGACCAAAGGAACCGUCGCUUUUUCUUAACAUUGUUUGAUAUAAAAACCCCUGAAGGCAAAACAUAUUAUGGGCCAUCUUUAAAGUCUAUUCAAAGAAUACUGUGAAUCUAAAACCCAUCUGCGCUUGUGUAUUUCUUUGCUUUUUAAUGUCAAGAUUGGAAAUCGCCUGUACAUUUGGGUAUGGCAAAAAUCACCAUGCCAUUCCGAGACCACAGAGUGGACUGAAUGCAUCAAGGUUGUGUUGGCUGUUCUGCUGUGCACCAAACCAUUAUCUCCAGCAUCUUUAUGACUGCUCACCAAAUAUUGGUAGCUUUUUCUGCAUGUUAUACCUAACUAAUUCUUGUUCAUUUCAAAGAAAAAAAACAAUCUUUAAGCGAGUGAUGCAUGCCUGAGAGCUCUGCGUAAUUGGAUAGAAUCCCAUUGUAUCCACAGUUGUCCCAAUGUAUACAACUUUCUGGAUUGGAUCUCUUAAGGAGAGUUGUGUUGUGUCAUGGACAAUGAAGAUCUCUAGUUACAGGCAAGUGGCCAAACGCCUCGUUACAUAAAACAUUCAACACACACCCUGUUUGUCAUUAAUAAUACAUCUCUAACCAUACAAAAAAAACAAUAAUAUUGAUAGAAAUGUCCCUAAAUUUUCUGAAUAAAUCAUCUUUUCGUUACAGUUGCUGCUUCCAAAUAUUGGGAAAUAGUUUUGCAUUUUUUAUUCUAGUGACCUGCUGAAAUCUGCUUUUGGUCGUGUGCCGUUCCACUUCCUCUAGCAUUGAUUCUGUAUUGUAUUAGUUCUGAUAUAUUAGUCUAAUUUAAAAAUAAAUCUUUAUUGAGAGACCAUUCUUUAUAUAAUCCUGUGAUUUAGCUGCUCCAAAUUACGUUUAGAACCUAGAAAGAGCUCCAGCGUGUCGACCUUAAGGAUUUUUCCGCACUCAAGCAUCUUGUGUUAGGGUGUGGUCGAACUUUUAUCAUCUUUCUCAAAGGCCAAAUGGAUAACUUGUGUGGGAAGUGCAAUUAUCACAUUAGACCAGGGGUUCUCAACCUUAUUUGGCCCGUUUACCCCCGGCAACUUUAAUAGCACAUAACAAUGUUAUUUCACUUAUUUAUGAACAACUAAUGAUGAACAGAUACCCGUAUACCAGAACCAAACACAGUCAGUCAAUGAGAACAAAUAUGUACAAAUCCACAAUCAACAAAUUCACCCCAUAAAUGUACAUUUAACCCAGGUUGGGAACCCUUGCAUUAGACUCUUUAAGCAGCAGAAUAGAGGAAGUUUUAUCUAUAACUGCAAAUAAUCUCCGAGUGUUUUAACAGUACUGGCUAAUUUCAAUAAAAAUAAUCAGAUUUCAAUAGAGGCCGAGUGUAAAUAAUGUCUUAUUCUCAGUAAUGGUCCUCAAGACUCCUCAUAAAAGCCAAAGGCAAACGGGUUCUGGGACAAAUAUGUAAUAUUUAGGAGAGGUGACCAGACCAGACACCCGGGCAAGUUGCUGAACGGGGAGAGGCAGGAUUUGGGGAGAGAAGGUUGUAGAUGAACCAGCAGUGAUGGGCCGUCGAGGUCUGAGAGAAGAAGUCAUCAAAUCCAGCAGGGUGAAUGAAGCUUGUGAUUUAAACACAGCGGAAGAAUGUGACAUCUGAACGUGCGCUGAUUCACUCACUAUUAAUGCCGACCUUGACACCUACACCAUUCAUGACUCUGCCUACUGUUCAAUCCGCUUGUGCAGGACUGAACUGCAGGUGCUGGUUUACACCAAAGACAGACACCGAGUGCUGGAGUAACUCAGCGGGACAAGCAGCAUCUCUGGAGAAGAGGUAUAGGUGACGUUUCAGGUUGAGGUCCUUCUUCAAACUGAGAAUGUUCAGAUUGUCUUUGUUAGGCUUUUUUUUGCAUUGGUACUUGAUAAACAUUAUCACUGUCGGGCAACCUGAGUAUUUUGUUUAAUGUCUUGCCCAGGUUUAUUUAACUAAGAAUAUUCACGUUAUUUUUGCAUUGCUGUUCAUUAUGAAACUGUUUUAUAUUUAUGCCUAAGAAAGAACUGCAAAUGCUGGAAAAAUCAAGGGUAGACAAAAAUGCUGGAGAAACUCAGCGGGUCAGGCAGCAUCUGUGGAGAACAUGGAUAGGUGACAUUUCGGGUCGCGACACUCCCAUCAGUGAACAAGUCCGGAACUGAAAUGUUGUCUGUCCAUUCUUUUCCCCGGUGCAGCCUGACCCACUGAGUUUCCCAGCACCUUAGAUUUUAUCUUGCAUGUAUAGAUUUUUCCCAUACUUUUUUCAGAGUAAAUAGUUAACUAAUCUCUUUUUAAAAUCGGUUUCUUUUUUUUUUUUUUUUUUUCUUUUUACAAAAUUCACUUAACUCCCAACUAUUGGACAAUGCAGCUGAGACAUUUUCAAAUACAAUAAGAGCCUCAACGAUCAAAUUUGUAAGUGACCUAUUUAACUUAAAUAUGAAUAAAGGUGUAUUUAAAGAUUACUGUAAGCAUAACAUAAGCUAAAUAUCUAAUUCUUGAUGUUUGAAAGUCUGUGGACCAAUAAUUAAGAAACAAAUAAACCAUUAAAAAUAAUUUUGGCCAUCAAAUUUGAAAAUUAGCAGAGAAUUCAGCCACUACUCAGGCCAACAUUAAUCUCCCGGUCGAUUCCAUUUAAGAUUAUUGAUCGUGGAUCCUAUAACUGUGAGGAACUUUGUUACACUCAGUAUGGUUACCACACAGAUUUUCAAAGUAACUAUCCAGCUGCAAAGCUGCGGCGUGUGCUGGCCCCAUAAAAUGGCAGAUAGAGAUGAAUACAAGUCGUGUAAGAAAGAACUGCAGAUGCUGAUUUAAAUCAAAGGUAGACACAAAAUGCUGGAGUAACACAGCGGGUGAGGCAGCAACUCUGGAGAGAAGGAAUGGGUGACGUUUUGGGUCAAGAUUCAUCGAAGGUAGACACAAAAUGAUGGGGUAACUCAGCGGGUGAGGCAGCAUCUCUGGAGAGAAGGAAUAGAAACAUAGAAAAUAGGUGCAGGAGGAGGCCAUUCGGCCCUUUGAGCCAGCACCGCCAUUCAUUGGGUGACAUUUCAGGCCAAGACCCAACGGAAUGGGUGACCUUUCGGGUCGAGAUUCAUCGAAGGUAGACACAAAAUGGUGGAGUAACUCAGCGGGUGAGGCAACAUCUCUGGAGAGAAGGAAUGGGCGAUGCCCAUUCCUUCUCUCCAGAGAUGCUGCCUCACCCUCUGAGUUACUCCACCAUUUUGUGUCUACCUUCGAUGAAUACAAACAAGUCCUUCCUUUCAGAAUCAGCUGAUCUUUCAGGAGUGGCUAGACACUGCAGAGGGAUUAUUAUUGGUGACUGGUGUAGACGCUGAACACUUAUGAGAAAGCAAGGUAUCUUUGACAGUCAUCAUAACAGCGGAACAAUGCUUGUGUGAGAGGGCAGUGAUGUUCAGUAUUAUGUCGGGACGUGUACUAUCACUCUGUGCCUUGGCCGGUGCUGCUGGAGAACAGGAGUAGCUCGUUGUAAACAUUACAGCAUGGAAGCAUUUUCCUUGAGCGAGAGGAAAUGCAAGUGUGGAUAUUAUGCAUUUUAAUUCAUUGUACAAACUUACCUUUGUGCAACAGGGCCCACCUACCAUUGAAGGUUCCCCUGAUACUGUAUCCACCCCACACAAAUGGGUAAUAGUGAAAUAUCUGAUUCACGUCUGAUCUUUGCUGCUUUACGAGAUCACGUGUUCAGUCACUGUUGAUAUAAACCUACAAUCUCAUUACCAGAUCUUAAAUUAUGCAAAAACUGUCAUUUUUAUACAAAUAUAAAUCAGCUCACUCUGUUAGCGGUGUGUUUAUCUGAUUAAAAUAUUGUAAGGAAUUUUCCAAAGUACCUUUGAAAGAGAAGUAAUUGCAUUUGUAUUAUUUGUUACAUAAAUUAGUUUAAGAUAAAGAGAGGAUGUUGAAUAAAUAAGGAGUGUUAGGCUGUCACAGGAUCUGCCCCGUAGUGUCCUGCAACGUGACUUUGGGGCAUCAUAUUCAUCAAAUCAUGUUAGAUUUACUUACACAUACUUUUGUACAGAAUGAAAUGAAUCAAAGACCGUGUUCUUCCAGAGAGCAAAGGCCAGGACUCUUGCUUUAUUGAUAGGUGCAUCAAUCUUUCCCCAUCACGGGCGGUUUGCAAGCGAACAUAACACGGAAGUAUUACAGAUUUAAACCCUGUGUGUGAGGUGCAUUUGUCUUGUUAUCUAUUUUUGUAAUUGAUGUAUUUUGCAGGCUAUGAUUUAUUCUUUAUUUUUGCUGGUGCCAACAUAAUAAUGUUCCCCUUUCCAACAUGAAAUCAAACGGCCACAGCAAAUGACUUGACCCAGUAGAAUAAAGUGGCCAGUAAGACCGUGUAUUAAUGCUUUGAUUGUUAUGUCGGGGAGGUCAAUGACGAUGAACUUGCUUAGUGGCGAGUCGUUUCAGCACUGAAGAUGCUGCCAAUAAAUCUCUACGGGUAGAAAAGUAAACCACGGUGUAAAUGUUAAAUAAAUGAUCAACAAACCUUAUACUGAAGAGAGAUCAGCAUCUCUGCUGGCAAACUGCUGAUAGUCUAUAUGGUCCUUUUUCAUUACAAAAUGUAUUUGUCAGAAUUGUAAAAACUGGAAGAUUAUACAAGAAUUAUAUUUGAUGACGUUUUCUUUGAAUAAAUUUGAAACUUUGAACAAGAA
Leucoraja erinaceus (little skate) is the source of this 6442-nucleotide messenger RNA. Its product is annotated as ras association domain-containing protein 5-like. The record is from RefSeq and is a predicted model, not a curated record. Bases 811 to 1686 code for a protein of 291 amino acids. Gene Ontology annotation, cellular component: nucleus. The transcript is spliced from 5 exons. Lineage: Eukaryota; Metazoa; Chordata; Chondrichthyes; Rajiformes; Rajidae. Gene Ontology annotation, biological process: signal transduction.